GGGACUUUUAUUUUGGUGUGGUGCUAUAACGUCAUAAGGCCGCGCCGUAUGUUGUGAAUCUGCUGAAGAAAGGAAAACUCCCGGAGAAACAUCUGGGAUCCACGUGACACUAUUAUAAAGAUGGCGUUGAUUAAACAGGAGAGUGAAGACUUAAAGAUUGAAGAAGUGUUCAGCGUGAAACAAGAAGAAACUGAGGAACAAACAGACCGGAUGCAGCUGAAAGAGGAGAGUCAAGAAUUGAUGGAAAUGGAAGAGAGAAAUCAGCAACAGAAAGAUCAUUAUUACAAAACUGGAGAAACCUCUUUUAAUUGCUCAGUGACAAAAAAGGUUUCCACACGAAAAAGUGCUUUGAAAAGUGAUUUCCCCUGCCAACAGGGUGGGGAAAAAAUCUCUCAAGGACACUUCAAAGUCCACAUGAAAUGUCACACUGUAAAGAAGCCUUUCACCUGCGAUCUGUGUAGAAAAAGCUUCUCAAGAAAAAAUUAUCUUAAGACUCACAUAAGAUUUCACACUGGAGAGAAGCCAUUCUCAUGCCCUCAGUGUGGAAAGAGUUUUUCACAUAAAGGACACUUGACGAUCCACAUGAGAAUUCACACCAGAGAAAAGCCAUUUACAUGUGAUCAGUGUGGGAAAAGCUUCUCACGAAAAGGAAAUCUUAAGACUCACAUGAAAAUUCACGCCAGAGAGAAGGCAUUCACAUGUGAUCUUUGUGUGAAAAACUCUUUCCACUCUGAACACUUGAAGGACCACAUGAAACUUCACACUGUAGAGAAGCCUUUCACCUGCGAUCUGUGUAGAAAAAGCUUCUCACGAAAAGAUUAUCUUAAGACUCACAUGAGAAUUCACACUGGAGAGAAGCCAUUCUCAUGCCCACAGUGUGGAAAGAGUUUUUCACAUAAAGGACACUUGACGAUCCACAUGAGAAUUCACACCAGAGAGAAGCCAUUCACAUGUGAUCAGUGUGGGAAAAGCUUCUCACGAAACGAAAAUCUUAAGAUUCACAUGAAAAUUCACACCAGAGAGAAGCCAUUCACAUGUGAUCAGUGUGGGAAAAGCUUCUCAAGAAAAGAUUGUCUUAAGACUCACAUGAGAAUUCACACUGGAGAGAAGCCAUUCUCAUGCCCUCAGUGUGGACAGAGUUUUUCACAUAAAGGACACUUGACGAUCCACAUGAGAAUUCACACCAGAGAGAAGCCAUUCACAUGUGAUCAGUGUAGAAAAAGCUUCUCAAGAAAAGAUUAUCUUAAGACUCACAUGAGAAUUCACAGCGGAGAGAAGCCAUUCUCAUGCCCACAGUGUGGAAAGAGUUUUUCACAUAAAGGACACUUGACGAUCCACAUGAGAAUUCACACCAGAGAGAAGCCAUUCACAUGUGAUCAGUGUGGGAAAAGCUUCUCACGAAACGAAAAUCUUAAGAUUCACAUGAAAAUUCACGCCAAAGAGAAGGCAUUCACAUGUGAUCAGAGUGGAAAGAGUUUUUCACACAAAGAACACUUGAAGGACCACAUGAAACUUCACACUGAAGAGAAGCCUUUCAACUGCAAUCGGUGUGGAAAAAGCUUUUCACGAAAAGACAAUCUUAAGACUCACAUGAGAAUUCACAUCGGAGAGAAGCCAUGUUCAUGUGAUCAGUGUGGAAAGAGUUUUUCACACAAAGAACACUUGAAGGACCACAUGAAACUUCACACUGAAGAGAAGCCUUUUACCUGCAAUUUGUGUGGAAAAGGCUUUUCACGAAAAGACAAUCUUAAGAUUCACACGAGAAUUCACACCGGAGAGAAGCCAUUCUCAUGCCCUCAGUGUGGAAAGAGUUUUUCACAUAAAGGACACUUGAAGAUCCACUUGAAAAUUCACACCAGAGAGAAGCCAUGUUCAUGUGAUCAGAGUGGAAAGAGUUUUUCAAACAAAGAACACUUGAAGGACCACAUGAAACUUCACACUCAAGAGAAGCCUUUCACCUGCAAUCAAUGUGGAAAAAGCUUCUCACGAAAAGAAAAUCUACAGUUUCACAUGAAAAUACACACUGGAGAGAAGCCUUUCACAUGCUAUCAGUGUGGGAAAAGCUUCUCACGAAAAGAUAAUCUUCAGAAUCACAUGAGAAUUCACACUGGAGAGAAGCCAUUCUCAUGCCCACAGUGUGGACAGAGUUUUUCACAUAAAGGACACUUGAAGAUCCACUUGAAAAUUCACACCAGAGAGAAGCCAUUCACAUGUUAUCAGUGUGGGAAAAGCUUCUCACGAAAAGAAAAUCUUAAGACUCAUAUGAGAAUUCACACCAGAGAGAAGCCUUUUACAUGUGAUCAGUGUGGGAAAAGCUUCACACGAAAUGAAACUCUUAAGACUCACACAAAAAUUCACACCGGAGAGAAGCCGUUCACAUGUGAUUAGUGUGGGAAUAGUUUCAGAUGUGAAAUAACUCUUAAAACCCAUAUGAGGAUUCACUCAACUGUUUAAUGUUGUAAGUGUGGAAGGUGCUUCACAGAUGGCAAACUCCUGAAGAAUCCUGUAAUAACUCACACCAAAGAUAAAUCUUUCACCUGCCCUCAUUGUGGAAAGAGUUUCGCAGCUAUGGGAAACGACUUUAACGAGAUGCCUGGGUUGCAACUGUACAUCGGGUUACAACUUUACUACGGGUUAUGACUCGGAUUACGACUGUACAACGGGUUAUGACUCGGAUUACGACUGUACGACGGGUUACGACUCGAGUUACGACUGUACGACGGGUUACGACUCGGAUUACAACUGUAACCGAGACGCUGUGUCGAGAAUCGACAAUUUGGGGAAUGCCUUGAGCGGAACGUGUCUGAAGCCUCUAUGGAACUAGUCCAAUCUUGAUUGGUGUUCCGUCAUGACGUCACCCAUGAUAUUGCAUGUGACGGUGAUGCGGAAGCUAUAAAAGGGUGUCGUAUCAUAACAGCGUCAGCUUCUGAUUGGUCAAAGCAAGUCAUUCUCAGUAGCACGAGAAAUGUGGCUGAGGGACGCAGGGUCUCGUUCCCUUCUCAGGUUAAUGUUUUAUUAAGGUGUGUGGGUAGGUCCAGUCUGCGGCAUCACAGACCUAUUGAAGGGAAACUCCUUGCUAGCAGAGCUUUAGAGGAAGCCACAGUUGAGUGGGCUCAAAGGCAAGAUGUGCGCCUCGUAAGCUGAAGAAAUAGUUUCUACUAUCCGCCUGCUGAUAGUUUGCUUUGAAGCAGGGGAACCCUUCUUAGGUGACCCAAAAGACAUGAGUAGCUGGAAUGGCUCUCAUUCUGCCAGGAGCGAACUCGAGGCAAGAGUGAGCAACGGAUAGUGCUUGCAGAUCGCCAACUCUUUUCAGGGAAGUAAUAGUGGGCAGGAAAGCUACCUUUAAAAUUAAGAUUUUCAAAAAAAUUCUCUGACAUGGUGAUCCAGUACAGGACCCCCUGGGACAGGAACCACGUUUUCUUCCACAUUACCAAAAAACGAAGGCAUCAGCGUGUUACUUUGAUCGUGGGAAAUGGGUUCCCCCUCGGGGAAAACCCUCUGGUCCUGAGCCACCAAGCCUUUUGUGGGGGAGCACAAGAAGCAACACUUUCCCUCUGCUGCUGCAGGUGUGAGGAGCUAACAGCUGCCUUGAGGGACUGCGCCCUGGCAGCAGACCCACGAGACCUAGAACGACGGCAGGGGAUAAGAUGUUGGAAUGUGGCUGACUGUCAUUUCAUCUUCUGAAAACUCUUGUGUCGCUGAUGAGGCCAGAAGACGAAAUCAGGGCAUCGAGGAGAAAGGCCCUGUCCUUGUCCCCAAUGCCAGACAGAUUCAGCCACAAAUGUCUCUCCGUGGCUACCAAAGCUGCCAUGGAGCGGCCGAUGGCGUGGGCCAUCUCCUUAUUAGCACAGAGAGAUAAGUUGUCCGCUCUACGGAUCUCUUGGAUAUCGUCAAGGGUGACCUCCCCACUGUCGUCCACCUCUUUGAGGAUGUCGGCCUGGUAUGCCUGCAGAAGCCCCAUUGUGUGCACCAGCCCGAACUUCCGCCUUUAUAUGCUUUCCCAACUAAGGCGGAUGUUGUACGGCAGGGCUUAUGUUGUACCAGCAGCCAUAUCACCCUGUAGCCCAAGACUGGUUGCCCACUGAAGCUAAGCAGGGCUGAGCCUGGUUAGUACCU
Pimephales promelas (fathead minnow) is the source of this 4116-nucleotide messenger RNA. The record is from RefSeq and is a predicted model, not a curated record. NCBI's taxonomy places the organism in Eukaryota, Metazoa, Chordata, Actinopteri, Cypriniformes, Leuciscidae.